GGAGCGAGGGCGAACCAGAGGAGAGGGGCGUGGCUCGUUCUCGGGAGCUAGUGGUGGAGGCCCGGGCGGCGCGGCGGCGGCGGCGUGGGGGGUCCGAGCAGUCCCCGCGCGUGAGGCCGCCGUGUUCGGUCGUUUCCCCGCGCUGAGCAGGGUUCUCCCGGUGGCGGUGGCGCUGCGGGUCGGAGGGCCGGCGCCCAGCACAGGUUUCCUAAAAGACAGAAAAAUGGGUGACUCCAUAAACCAGUUGCAGCCACUUAAUGAGAAGCAGAUAGCCAAUUCAGAAGGUGGAUAUGUAUGGCAAGUCACGGAUAUGAAUCGCCUACACCGGUUUCUAUGUUUUGGUUCUGAAGGCGGGACUUACUAUAUCAAAGAGCAGAAGCUGGGCCUGGAAAAUGCCGAAGCUCUAAUCAGAUUGAUCGAGGACGGCAGAGGCGGUGAAGUGAUACAGGAGAUAAAGUCGUUCAGUCAGGAAGGCAAAACCGCCAGGCAGGAGCCCAUGCUCUUCGCGCUGGCCAUCUGCUCCCAGUGUUCCGACCUGAGCACGAAGCAAGCGGCCUUUAAGGCUGUUGCUGAAGUCUGUCGAAUUCCCACGCAUCUCUUCACUUUCAUCCAGUUUAAGAAAGACCUGAAGGAAAGCAUGAAAUGCGGCAUGUGGGGUCGCGCCCUGCGGAAGGCUGUCGCAGACUGGUACAAUGGGAAAGGUGGGAUGGCCCUUGCUCUGGCUGUGACAAAAUACAAACAGAGAAACGGCUGGUCUCACAAGGAUCUGCUCAGACUGUCACAUCUUAAACCCUCCAGUGAAGGACUUGCAAUUGUGACCAAAUAUAUUACUAAGGGCUGGAAAGAGGUCCAGGAAUUGUAUAAAGACAAAGCACUUUCUGCAGAGACGGAAAAACUAUUAAAGUACCUGGAGGCUGUAGAGAAGGUGAAGCGCACGAAAGAUGAACUGGAAGUCAUCCACCUGAUAGAGGAGCACAGGCUGGUUAGAGAACACCUUCUGACGAGUCACUUAAAGUCCAAAGAGGUGUGGAAAGCUUUGUUACAAGAAAUGCCUCUUACUGCAUUACUAAGAAACCUAGGAAAGAUGACUGCUAAUUCAGUGCUUGAGCCAGGAAAUUCAGAAGUGUCUUUAGUAUGUGAGAAGCUGUGUAAUGACAAACUGUUAAAAAAGGCUCGUAUACAUCCAUUUCAUAUUUUAGUUGCAUUAGAAACUUAUAAAACAGGUCAUGGGCUCAGAGGAAAACUGAAGUGGCGUCCUGAUGAAGAAAUUUUGAAAGCUUUGGAUGCUGCCUUUUAUAAAACAUUUAAGACAGUUGAGCCAACUGGGAAGCGUUUCUUGCUGGCUGUUGACGUCAGUGCUUCUAUGAAUCAGAGAGUUCUGGGGAGUGUCCUCAAUGCCAGCACUGUUGCCGCGGCGAUGUGCAUGGUUGUCACACGAACAGAAAAAGAUUCUCACGUAGUUGCUUUUUCAAAUGAAAUGGUACCAUGUCCCGUAACUACAGAUAUGACUUUGCAACAGGUUUUAAUGGCUAUGAAUCAGAUCCCAGCAGGUGGCACUGAUUGCUCUCUCCCAAUGCUCUGGGCCCAGAAGACAAACGCAGCUGCUGAUGUGUUCAUUGUGUUCACUGACAACGAGACCUUUGUCGGGCACGUCCACCCAGCUGUUGCUCUGAGGCAGUAUCGGAAGAAAAUGGAUAUUCCAGCUAAAUUGAUUGUUUGUGGAAUGACGUCAAAUGGUUUCACUAUUGCAGACCCAGAUGACAGAGGCAUGUUGGAUAUGUGUGGCUUUGACACUGGAGCUCUGGAUGUCAUUCGAAACUUCACACUAGAUGUCAUUUAACCAUAAGCACCAGCCUGAUUCAGGUGGCCCACUGCCAUUGGUGAUCUCACUGCAGACAUGCAGCUACUUCCCAGCUCAUCUGAAUCCCGUGAAAGAUGUGAAGAUGAUGGCCUAGUAUGUGUGUAAUGGGAGGUUUACCUUACCAAAAAGAAAAAGAGGGAAGGAAAAAAUAGAUUAAGCCCAAAGUUCCUUCUGUCUGCUAAAUAGCAGCUGGGAAGUAGCUUCAGAAUACACUGCAGCUCCCUCUAAUAGAGAACUUCUUGUUGAUCAACACUGUAAACUGUCCAACAGGUUUGCUUUGGUAAAUAAUCACAUUUGUAUUUAAAAGAAGAGCCAAAUUUGUAAGUAGUUCCAUAUCAUGUCACUUAUUUGAAAAGUGCUUAAAAGUUUUCUUAAAUGUUUUCACUGGGAGAGGACAGCUUUGAUCAUGUCCACAUUCUCUGAAGUGCACUGGACCACGCAACUGUGAUGGCGCAUCCGACUCCUCUGUACACUUUAUACCAAGGGGCUAACACAGAAACCAAGAUGGUUGAUUAAGGUAUGAGUGGGUUUUCACAAAUUCCUUUAAGAUUUUUUAAGAUCACAUAAAUAGCAGCUUUCUUAUUCAGUGAAAAAUACUUUGUGUUUUUAUGUUUUAUUUACUCUUGUAGAAUUAUUGCCAUUAACCAGAAACAUAACGGAAGUUUCUGGGAAGGGGACUCCAAAGUGUGUGGCAGCUGAGGAAUUCUCUUUGGAUUGUUUCAUUUGUCUUGGCAUAUUUUACUGCUGUGACUUGAGGGUGUGACUUGACAGUUUCCUCCAAGUCAUAGCAACAUAGCCACACAGAGUCAUACUCUUUUUUUUAUACCUUUAGGUGAAAACAACAGAAAGUGUUUCAGCAUUUAACUCACCCAUUCAUAAUCUGAAAGUAUGACAAAAUCUCCACUAUAAUCCGAUUAGAUUUUUCCUUACUGUAAAAUAUUGCUCCAAUUUCUUUUAACUAUUUUUUUAGCCAAACUGUAAAUGGGUUUUAGAUAUUUUCUAAUUGUAAACAUGUCAGUGGCCUCUUUGUUAUUCAUUGUGGCAAGGCAUUCUUUUUUGAUAGAGUAAACAGUAAUAAACUAGGUCUUUCAGAUUUGAAAGGCCAUUUUUGAGUAGCGUGUUACCACUAACCAGUCUGUAAGAAAGUAUUUUUUUCUACUUUAUUUGUGUAUAUUAAACUUCUUUUCAGUAUGCUAAAGUGCAUUAUUUUCUUGAGCAGAUACCCCUUCUUUGUGGGGAGGUUUAACCUGUUCGAAUACCAGUUCCUUUGCUUAUAUCAUGGUUGUUUAAGCUUACACAAAACUUUAAUGUUUAUGUACUUUUUAGUAAUUGACAAUUUAUGCAGGAUUUUAAUAAAUCCCUUAUUGCGUAAAAAGGCAGACUAGUAAAUGUAAAUUGUAGUCUUAUGUGCUUGGGGUUAAACCAGAGGGUUUGUGUUUCAGGGUUUAGGGGGGAUUUAGUAGUGUUAGAAUUUGUAUAAGUACUAUGUUCUUUUCAUGGGAAACUUGGUCUCCGGGGGUGACAAGAAAAUGUUCCUUUCAGACUUAUUUGCUAUAUUAAUGCUAGCUCUUUUAUGUAGACUUCAAGGAAACAUAUAGCAACUUGUAAAUGUUGUGAUUUACCUGAGGCUUUGGAGUCAGCACAAUUAGUUAGCAACCCUCCCGCAACAAAAAAAAAACAUUGUUUCUGAUGUCAUUUUGUUUUUAAUCUUCUAUCAGACAUUGGGUUUAACAUCUUAGCUGUUGGUAUAAAGAACCUAACAGAAUUGUGUUAUAGUCCUGGAACUCAAUGCAAAUGCAAGAUCUUCUUAAUUCAAAAAUCAUAAAGUAUUCUAACUUUUUAUUCCUAAUUGAAAUAAAAGUAUACUUCCUUCAGUUAUGUACCAUUCCCAUAGUGUUUUCAGGCAGAUUAUUCAGGAAUAUUCAUUAUAUUCAUAAUACUAAAUCAGAGAAGUAAGGUUAGAUGUGACCUUUUUGAAGUAUUUAGCUUAGUUGAAUUAAACGGACUAGGAUAUGGUUUAAGAAGGAAGGAAGAAAAAAACUGAAAGGCACCUCAGAAGGUACCUUUAUUUUCAAAUUUGGGAAGAGCUAGAACAAACCUUUGAAAUGUAAAAGUGAUUUUUUUUUUCUUUUUUAAAUUUAGGUUAGGGAGCUAGGUUCCAAGAAGUGUGGCUUUGGGACACUAGAUCUAGAAAUUUUCUUCCCAAUAUUCAUAUCCCCACAAAAUGGGAAAACACUGACUUGCAAGAGUAGGAGUGAAAACAGAAUUAUUCAAGACUUGUAUCUUUUAGGUAUUAAGAAAUAAUGUAUAUACAUGAUUGCUGUAGGAGUAGAAAAACAGAAAUUGUAAACAUAACUUUUGUAGUUCAUAGUAAUCCUCAAGCACAAUUAAUGUCUUAAUAAUCUAUGUUGCUAUAUAAUACAGUCCUAUAGAAAAAUAAAAAACUUUACCUCAUUAUGAAUAAAAUAUACUCAAGCGAUAAAGAAGUUUAUUUUCUGAAUUGCUUUUAGGAUUACUGUUCUUUAGUAUUUACGGAAAUGUUGCUUAAAAAAUCUUAAGAAAAAUUAAUAAACUCUUACUUCCUAGAAAAUAUGUAAAUAUUUUCAGGAUAUAACUAUAAUUAGUAAAACAAAAAUUAAUCUUAAAAUUUCUACCCUUGUUGAAAUUCUUUGAAAAUUCCAUUAAUUAAUAAUGUCAUAUUAUUUAGUGUAGUAUUUUAUAGGUAUGUCGUUGAGGAAUUGCUAGCAAGUGGAAUUCAGUGUUACCCCUUUGGAAAUUUUUGGUUUUUCUAACCUACUGUGCGACUGUAGAGCCCAAUUUCACCUCUGUGAUUCAGUUUUGUUAUUUUUACAAAGUAACAUCUGAUGUUUAGAUCAUAGGAAAAUCAUUUUUAAUAUCUGUAUAAAAGUUUAAAUUGGGAACAGGUCUUGCAAUACAGAUUAGAACUUAAUGUAUUUUUAAAGACAAAAUGUUUUAGGAAAAUAGACUCAAUAAUUUCUUAAAACACUUCUCCAAGUGGGAAAAAGUGGAAGAAAAAAUUUCAUUGUAAAAGUAUUGACUAAGAAGUCACUGUUCUCUGAUCAAGAGAAAAAAGGGUUUAUUCCAAGUCCAACACCCCUCCCACCAUGGACCUAGAAAAACAAACUCAAUACUCU
Phyllostomus discolor (pale spear-nosed bat) is the source of this 5016-nucleotide messenger RNA. It is a transcript of the gene RO60, whose product is annotated as Ro60, Y RNA binding protein. Gene Ontology annotation, molecular function: RNA binding. The record is from RefSeq and is a predicted model, not a curated record. The coding region runs from base 224 to 1840 and encodes 538 amino acids. Gene Ontology annotation, cellular component: ribonucleoprotein complex. The transcript is spliced from 9 exons. NCBI's taxonomy places the organism in Eukaryota, Metazoa, Chordata, Mammalia, Chiroptera, Phyllostomidae.